CUAUGAGAAGGCUUCAUAUGGCACUGAACAUGAAGAUGAUACUACCAUUUACCAACCUACGCCAAUAUCGAGUUAUAUGCCUGCAGGGAGGCAAAAUUUCUAUUUGAAUGAAUAUCAAGCCCCUCUUGGAAAAAAGACCUUCCAAGCUAGGGUCUUUAAAAGCUUUCCUGAUGGAUAUACAAUUGAAACUAUUAUCGAUGGGAAGCCUCUACGUGGAGUACUAUUUUCCAACAAACCUAGCUCCACUAGCAUGGCAGUUGAUAAUUUCAAUGGUAAGAUGGAAGCUAUGAAGAUUAAUGAUCCAAAUGUGCACGGUGGUCACAAUUCUGGGAUGGAGAGUGAGAAGCCACUGCAGCAUGAUGCAACUGUGGUCAAGCAAGCAGAUGAUUCUGGGAAUGAUGAGGAAGGAUUGAAAGCCCCGAUGGAAAUCGCCACAUCAGAAACUAAAAAUCCUGAUGCUGAAUCAUUGAUAUCUCAAGAGGUUGUGGAAGCCUCAGAAAGACGUCUGGCACCUGCUGGUAAUGCGGGAGCCUCAGAAACACAUCUGGCAUCUGCUGUUAAUGUGGGAGCCUCAGACACACAUCUGGCACCUGAUGGUAAUGCAGGAGCCUCAGAAAUACAUUUGUCACCUGCUGGUAAUGCGGGAGCCUCGGAAACACAUCUGUCACCUGCUGGUACUGCAGGAAGUGACACCCCUAAUAAUCAAUCGUUAAUAGAUGCUGAAAUGCAUGAAGAGGAUGCCUCUGUGGUUGUUAAGGAUCAAACACUCGCAUAAUGUUGAGGCUGAGAUGUCGCAGGACUGAUUUUUCCAGAUGAAAGUUCUUCUGGGCCAAACUCUGUAUAGCUUCUGACUACUGAAAUAGGCAAGAACGCGUCGACUAACUUUUUCCAGUCUCUGCUCGGAUUCUACGCCUCUUGUUCUCUUGAAAAAUUACUCUUUUAACAAUAUGCAAGUCACAAUUAGCUAGCCACUACCCAAAUGUUGAGUCCUUUUAACAAUAUUGCUAGUUAGUAAAGCUACAGACUCAGAAUUGACCUCUCUUCCAUCUUUGCAGUAAUAUCAUCACACUCUCUCUCUCU
Salvia hispanica is the source of this 1080-nucleotide messenger RNA. Lineage: Eukaryota; Viridiplantae; Streptophyta; Magnoliopsida; Lamiales; Lamiaceae. The record is from RefSeq and is a predicted model, not a curated record.